Cornus florida is the source of this 2484-nucleotide messenger RNA. RefSeq names its product protein FAR1-RELATED SEQUENCE 5-like. NCBI's taxonomy places the organism in Eukaryota, Viridiplantae, Streptophyta, Magnoliopsida, Cornales, Cornaceae. The record is from RefSeq and is a predicted model, not a curated record. The coding region runs from base 1 to 2484 and encodes 827 amino acids. Gene Ontology annotation, biological process: regulation of DNA-templated transcription. Gene Ontology annotation, molecular function: zinc ion binding. The transcript has 4 exons.
AUGGAAAGGAGCAGGGAGCAACUGAAGGAAGGAGAUGAAGGCUGGGUUAGAGAGAGAAAGUUAGAGAGAGGUGGGAGCAUUUUUCAGAACUCCGUAAAUGGUUGUGGAAUGAAUGAAGUAGAAGAAUUUGGAAUAACACAAAAAGAUGGAACAUUCAUUCCACAAGUUACUUAUGAAAGAAAACCAAAAGAAGGGCAACAGUUUAAAUCUUUAGAUGAUGCUUAUGAUUUUUAUAACAAGUAUGCACGAGAAGCUGGUUUCAGUGUACGGAUUGAUAAGAGUAAGAAGCAUAAAGAAACUGGUGAAACGAUUUGGAAACAAUAUGUUUGUUAUAAAGAAGGAGAAACAGAUGAAACUUAUAGAAGAACAAAGAAAAAAGAAAAGCAGAUGGUGGAGACCAUUGGAGAUGGUGGUAAGAAAUUAGAAAGACAACGAGGAAAUGUACGCGAAGGUUGUAAAGCAAGGUUAAGUGUAGGAAGACGUGACGGGAAUUAUACAAUCAGACAAUUCAUUGAGAGCCACAAUCAUCCUCUUGCAACUCCAAGAAAAAUACACUUAUUGAGGUCACAUCGAAAUGUUUCAAAUGUGAAGAAACAACUGGCUCAACAAUUUGCAAGUGUAAAUGUGCCUACGUGUCAACAAUUUGAUAUCUUAGAGACGCAAGUAGGGGGUAUUGAAAAUGUUGGGUGUACAGAAAGAGAUCUUCGAAAUUAUGAACGAGAUAUGAGGGAGAAGUUUAAAGGUCACGAUGCAAAUAUGUUGAAUGAAUAUUUCUUAUCAAAACAAGAAAAGGAUCCAAAUUUUGUUUUUCAAAUUGACAAAGAUGAGGAUGAUAGAAUGACUAGGUGUUUUUGGGUUGACUUCAGUGCAAGGAGAGCAUACAAUUUUUUUAAUGAUGUGGUUGUGUUUGACACAACAUACAACACUAACCGUUAUGGGAUGAUAUUUGCUCCACUUACAGGGGUUAACCACCAUGGAAAAACAAUCAUUUUUGGAUGUGCCUUUUUAAAUGACGAGACCACUGAGUCUUUCAUUUGGCUAUUUAAGACUUGGCUUAAUGCAAUGCCAAAGGGUCCUCCAAAAGUUAUUAUUACUGACCAGGAUCCUGCAAUGACAAAGGCUAUAGCUCAAUUUCUUCCAGACACAUUUCAUCGGUAUUGUAUUUGGCACAUCUCAAAAAAAUUUGUAGAAAAAUUGGACUCAGUUGUAUUUCGAGAUUACUAUGACCUUUUUAAAUCAUCUUUAUGGAAUUCAGAUACAAUAGAAGAGUUUGAAGAAAGUUGGAACCACGCGCUUGAAAAAAGUAAACAACAAAAUAAUGAAUGGUUAAGAACAAUGUAUACAUUGCGUCAUAAGUGGGUUCCAGCAUUUACCAAUAAAUUCUUCUCUGCUGGUAUGACAAGCAGUCAAAGAGCUGAAAGUUCCCAUGCAUUCUUCAAGAGGUAUUGCUGUAAGGACAAUUCUUUAAUGGAUUUUAUUAUAGGAUUUAACAGGGCAGUUGGACAUCUACGACAUGAAGAGGUGAUUGAUGAUCAUGCUGAUAUUAAUGAACAGCCAAACUUGAAAUCCAUGGUGCCUAUGGAGAAGCAAAUGAUGGGUAUGUUUACAAAGGAAUACUUUCAUAAAUUUCAGAAAGAGCUUUAUGCUAGUAAUGCUUAUGUAUUAAAUAUUAUAUUGGAUGAUGAAAGUCAAUGUGUUUAUGAGGUCAAUAGGGUGCUUUAUGGAGAUCUUAAAGUUCGACAACUUGUGCACGAUAAGCUAAUUGAUAAUGUCAAGUGCAAUUGUCAACGUUUUGAAUUUGAAGGCAUCCCAUGCAAGCAUAUUCUAGCAUUUUUUAGAAUAAAGCAAGUUGUAUUUUUGCCAGAGCAAUAUAUUAAGAAUAGAUGGACAAAGUUUGCAAGAGUUGGAAGCAUUACUGGUAAAGAUGGUUUAGAGAUUAAAGAUGCACAAGAUAAGUCGGUUUUAGUGAGACGUACUAAGGUAUCUCAACUUGCAUCAGCUGUAAUUGAUGAAGCUGCAUUCUCAGAAGAAGGUACGGAACUGUUAAUAAACACGCUGGACACAUUUCAUGAACAACUGAAAGCCAUGAAUGCAAGUAAAAUUGGAGGAAAAAAUGCUUCAUCAUUAGAAAAGCAAUAUGACAUUCAUCUACAACAAACCUUUAAUGAUCCUCUUCAAGAUAGAGCAAAAGGAUGCGGUAAACGUUUGAGGUCAUGGAGAGAGACUAAAAAGACAAAUCGUAGACGUUGUCGUGGUUGUGGAGAACUUGGACAGUCACAUGACAAAAGAAAUUGUCCAACGCUUAUUAACAAGUCUACUAUAAACAAUGAGGAGAAUAUUUCUUAUGGGUCAGAACAUAUGGAUGAUGGAUCCGAGGUAGGAACACCAGAGCUAAAUUCCAGUGGGGAACCGGCUUUAAGCCUUGAACUUGAACCCUCCGCUUCUAGUGCUGAAGUUGAAGUUAUAAGAACAGUCCCGUGGUAG